This is a messenger RNA of Cottoperca gobio, 4578 nucleotides long. It is a transcript of the gene atrn, whose product is annotated as attractin. The transcript is spliced from 27 exons. The record is from RefSeq and is a predicted model, not a curated record. Gene Ontology annotation, cellular component: Golgi apparatus. The coding region runs from base 243 to 4448 and encodes 1401 amino acids. Lineage: Eukaryota; Metazoa; Chordata; Actinopteri; Perciformes; Bovichtidae. Gene Ontology annotation, molecular function: protein binding.
GCCAUAACGUCACUUCUGGAUGUCAAUAUGCGGCUUGGUGCGGCGCUGGGAAACGGAACCACUGGAAAGAUGUAAACCAAGUAACCGGAGAAGACAAGCCUCAACGAAGACACUCAACGUGACCUCCGGGGAAACGGUAUCUUACAUCCGAUAAACGGAACCACACCAACCGGCAGCUCGUUGAGUCGCUAUCCCCGAAGCAGCGGAGCGCUAGCCUUAAAGCAGCCAUCUUUUGUGAGAGAAUGUACGGGGCGACGCGGCGGGCCUGCUCGGGCUCUGGCCGGGGCCGGAGCCUGCUGAUGCUGACAACCGCGCUCCUGCUCUCGGUUGUCGGCCUGCUCUCCGGGCUGCCUGGCUUCACGGAGGCGAAGGAAUGCGACAAGCCUUGCAUGAACGGGCAGUGCAACUCCGCUACUGGCAACUGUGUGUGCUUCCCCGGCUGGGUCGGGGACCAAUGCCAGCACUGCGGAGGGCGCUUCAGGUUGACGGGGCCCUCUGGUCAGCUGACUGAUGGUCCAGGAAACUACAAGUACAAGACCAAGUGCACCUGGCUGAUCGAGGGACAGCCCAACACGAUACUCCGAUUACGCUUCAACCACUUUGCCACUGAAUGCAGCUGGGACCACCUUUACGUGUACGACGGAGACUCCAUCUACGCCCCCCUCCUCGCUGCCUUCAGUGGUCUGAUUGUUCCUGAGAGUUACGGGAAUGAGACGGUUCCUGAGGUGGUGUCUCAGUCCGGCUACGCCCUGCUGCACUUCUUCAGUGAUGCUGCCUACAACCUGACCGGCUUCAACAUCUCCUACAGGGUGAAUACAUGUCCCAACAACUGCUCCGGCCGUGGGGAGUGUCGUGUGAACAACUCCACCGGGUCGGUGUACUGUGACUGUGACGACAACUGGAAAGGGGGAGCCUGUGACGUCCCGUACUGCAUGGCUGACUGUGGCUACCCCGAACGAGGACGCUGCCAGGACAAGACGUGCGUCUGCAAGAGCGGAUGGCAAGGUCCAGACUGUUUGGUCUCAGUGCCCGCCAACUCCUCCUUCUGGAGCCGGGAGGAGUACACCGAGGCCGGGCUGACGAGGGCAGCCCACAAGGCCGUGGUGGACCAGGGCAUCAUGUGGGUCAUCGGAGGCUACGUCUUCAACGCCUCCGACUAUCACAUGGUCAAAGCGUAUAACCUCAGUAGCAAGAGCUGGCUGACCCUCGACCCCUCCGUCCACACCGUCACGCCGCGAUAUGGCCACUCACUGGCUCUUCAUGAGGGGAAGAUCUACAUGUACGGAGGAAAGAUCGACUCCACAGGAAACGUGUCCAGCCAGCUGUGGGUUUUCCACAUCCAGAACCAGACCUGGGUCCUCCUGAGCCCCCGGACCAACGAUCAGUAUGCCGUGGUGGGACACUCGGCCCACAUUGUGCCUCCCGUCCAGGAGGGGGACAAUCCCAUCAUGCUGGUCAUGUUCGGGCACUGUCCUCUGUACGGGUACAUCAGCCAGGUGCAGGAGUACAACAUCGUGAAGAACACGUGGGGCAUGGCGUCCACGGACGGUGCACUGGUGCAGGGCGGCUACGGCCACAGCAGUGUGUUCGACCCCAGCACCAGAGCCAUCUACAUCCACGGAGGCUACAAGGCCUUCAGUGCCAACAAGUACGGCCUGGCUGGAGACCUGUACAAGUUCGAGGUGGACAAGAUGAAAUGGACCAUCCUGAGGGACAGCGGCUUCUUCCGUUACCUCCACACCGCGGUGAUAGUGAGCGGCACGAUGCUGGUGUUUGGAGGAAACACCCACAACGACACAUCCAUGAGCCACGGUGCCAAGUGCUUCUCCUCAGACUUCCUGGCCUACAGUCUGGCGUGUGACGAGUGGACGCCGCUGCCUCGGCCGGACCUCUACCACGACGUCAAUCGCUUCGGACACUCGGCAGUUUUCAGUGACAGCAUGAUGUACGUGUUCGGAGGCUUCAACAGCCUGCUGCUCAGUGACGUCCUGAUGUACACGUCGCCCAGCUGCGCAGCCUUCUCCAGCCUGGCGUCCUGCAGCCAGGCCUGGCCGGGCAUCCACUGCGUCUGGAACGGCACCCAGGAGACCUGCCUGCCCUGGGAGAGCGGCACCAUCGGAGGCGAGCAGCAGCUACCAGCCUCCUGCACCACGCGAUCAUAUGCUGACAGUGAGAAGUGCGACCAGUACACGGACUGCUACAGCUGCACGGCCAACACCAACGGCUGCCAGUGGUGCUCGGGCCAGUGUGUGUCUCUGGGGAGCAACUGCACCUCUGCCACCGGGGCCAUCGGGGAGUUUGAUGUCUGCCCGAAGGACAACCCUUCAUAUGUGUGCAACAAGAAAACCAGCUGCAAGAGCUGCGCAGCCGACCAGAACUGUCAGUGGGAACCUCGCAACCAGGAUUGCAUCUCCCUGCCAGAAAACGUGUGCGGUGAAAGCUGGCAUCUGGUGGGAAACUCCUGCCUGAAGUUCAUCACGGCGAAGGACUCGUACGACAACGCCAAGCUGGCCUGCAGGAGCCACAACGCCGUCCUGUCCUCGCUCACCACCCAGAAGAAGGUGGACUUUGUGCUGAAGGAGCUGCAGAUUAUGAGCGUGGUGUACAAGGCCACAGUGACGCCCUGGGUGGGGCUCAGGAAGAUCAACGUGUCGUACUGGUGCUGGGAGGACAUGUCGCCCUUCACCAACACCACCCUGCAGUGGCUGCCCGGCGAGCCGAGCGAUGCCGGCUUCUGUGGCUACCUGGCGGAGCCGGCGUCCAGCGGACUGAAGGCACAAACCUGCAUCAACCCGGUGAACGGCAGCCUGUGUGAGCGGCCAGCCAACCACAGUGCCAAGCAGUGCCGGACACCGUGUGCCAUGAGAGCCACCUGCAGCGAGUGCACCAGCGGCAGCUCGGAGUGCAUGUGGUGCAGCAACAUGAAGCAGUGCGUGGACUCCAACGCAUACGUGGCCUCCUUCCCCUUCGGACAGUGUAUGGAGUGGUACACGAUGAACACGUGUCCACCGGAGAACUGCUCCGGGUACAGGACAUGUGGUCAGUGUCUGGACCAGCCGGGCUGCGGUUGGUGCACCGACCCCAGCAACACGGGCAAAGGUCAGUGCAUCGAGGGCUCGUACCGUGGGCCCUUCCAGACCUCGGUGCCGGCCCCCUCCACCCUCCCCGGCCUGCCCGCCAGCCCCCAGCCCGCCCUCAAUGCCAGCAUGUGUCCCAGCGAGGCCAAAUACAACUGGUCCUUCAUCCACUGCCCAGCCUGUCAGUGUAACGGUCACAGCCAGUGUGUCAACGAGAGCGUGUGCGAGAAGUGCGAGGACCUGACAACCGGCCGACACUGCGAGAGCUGCAUCUCCGGCUUCUACGGAGAUCCGACCAACGGGGGCAGCUGCCAGCCCUGCAAGUGUAACGGCCAUGCCAGCAUGUGCAACCCAAACAACGGCAAGUGCUUCUGCACCACGAAGGGCAUCAAAGGAGAUCGCUGCCACCUGUGUGAAGUCGAGAAUCGUUACCAAGGCAACCCCCUCAAAGGAACAUGCUACUACACGCUCCUCAUCGACUACCAGUUCACCUUCAGCCUGUCGCAGGAGGACGACCGCUACUACACCGCCAUCAACUUCGUGGCCACACCUGAGGAGCCAAACCGGGAUCUGGACAUUUACAUAAACGCCUCAAAGAACUUCAACCUGAACAUAACGUGGGCCACGAGCUUCACCGCAGGCACCCAGACCGGAGAGGAGAUCCCCAUCGUGUCCCGCAGCAGCAUCAAGGAGCUCAAAGACAGCUUCUCCAACGAGAACUUUGAUUUCCGCAACAGCCCAAACAUAACCUUCUUUGUCUACGUCAGCAACUUCACGUGGCCCAUAAAGAUCCAAAUCGCCUUCUCGCAGCACAGUAACUUCAUGGAUCUGGUGCAGUUCUUUGUCACGUUCUUCAGCUGCUUCCUGUCUCUGCUCCUUGUGGCCGCCGUGGUUUGGAAGAUCAAACAAAGUUGCUGGGCGUCACGGCGACGAGAGGUGAUUCAUGCGCCGCUCUGCAGAAUAUACAGGCUCGCACAUGAGGCAACGAAGCCUUCAGAACGGCUUCACCAGCACACGGCGUUAAAAGAUAAGCCCUUGGAGUUUUUUGAAAGAAAACAACAUGAACAAGAAGGACAUAAAGAAUUAAUGAUGGUCACCACAUCAACACAUGCGAGUGCACGGAGAGCGUCAUACUUAGUGAGUAACCGUGUCGCUAAGAGAAGAAACCUUUUACUGUUGGUGAAGAAUGUAUCCCUCUAUAUUGGACCGGUCCGUGCCGCAAAAAAUGUUGGAAAUCUAAUAGAUUUAGAGCAGGGACUUAGUGGUGUCCAAAUAAAGAUGAAAGAUGCGUCAUUUAAAACCAACCGACGACAUCAGCAUGUCGUCGGUUGUAUCUCAUAUCUGAGCUGUCGGGACUUCGUGCCCGUGUAGCUUCUGAGCUGUGCAAACAAAAGUGAACUCGUGUAUUAUGCCGAGAAGUGUGUAGAGCAGGCAGAUAGUACGCAGGUAAUACGACCACCAGGCUGACAUCCAAAUGAGUUUCACUUCCUCGUGAGACCUC